CUCGUCUAACGGGAGAAUCUUCCUAUUGGUAGAUCAUAUUUCAUGCACAAGUACAUAUUCAGAGGAUGGCUGUAAACAGCAGAUGAUUAAUGAUAACGAAUGUAGGUAGGCCAGCUAGAUAAUGCAUAGAUAGAUGUUGGUAUCCCCCAACUGGCGUAUCCCGGAUACGACCCCCAUUUUUCUCAAUCAAAUCCUCCUCUAUUACCAUAGUUUAACAAGACAAAACUCUCCACCCAGUCGAUCGUCUCACAUUUCUCGUCUCAUCGUGACUGGGGAUUCUGCGACGCAACACAACGCAACGCUAUGCAGAAUAGGCUGACUGAACACGCGCACACACACAGCAUUAUAAAGAAAACGGUGACGAGAGCGCAGCCCCACAGCGUUGACAAUAACAAAAGCAUAUAUCUAGCAAGAGUUUUGGCGAACCGGCCAGGCCAAAAUCGAAUCGAACUGAGCAUGCAUCAAACAGGAAUGAAAAUCGAACGACGGUUGAGGCAGACGUCCCGCGACUGCUGCCUCUUGCUAUCCCAGAGUGGAUGGGUUUAACCCUUGAUGCUGGAAUAUCCUGAAUCCGGCAGGGUUGGGUCUCGAGCGUUGUUUCCAUUGCAUCUCAAUG
Molecule: messenger RNA, 616 nt
Organism: Aspergillus neoniger CBS 115656
Lineage: Eukaryota; Fungi; Ascomycota; Eurotiomycetes; Eurotiales; Aspergillaceae
Exons: 1
Coding region: 304-546 (80 amino acids)
Source: RefSeq, a predicted model, not a curated record